This is a messenger RNA of Phoenix dactylifera (date palm), 1123 nucleotides long. Its product is annotated as carbonic anhydrase, chloroplastic. Gene Ontology annotation, molecular function: zinc ion binding; carbonate dehydratase activity. NCBI's taxonomy places the organism in Eukaryota, Viridiplantae, Streptophyta, Magnoliopsida, Arecales, Arecaceae. The record is from RefSeq and is a predicted model, not a curated record. Gene Ontology annotation, biological process: carbon utilization.
CUAUCCUCUUCUUCCCGGGCCCUUAAAAAUUAUAAGAAGCUUAUACAGCCCUCGCCCCCCUGCACAAUGUCGACCGCCGCAGCUCAAGGCUGGUGCCUCACCUCUCUCGCCCGCGCCAACUCCCGGAGACCGACCACCGUCCGACCCGCCGCCGUCUCCGGCCUCACCCCCUCCUCCCCAUCUCCCUCACCUUCGACUCCGCGCCUCAUCAGGAACUCUCCUGUCUUUGCCGCUCCGUCCACAAUCGCCACUGCCGUGGAAAUGGAGCCUGUGGAGAGGAUGAAGACCGGGUUCGAGCAGUUCAAGAAAGAGGUCUACGAUAAGAAACCAGACCUGUUUGGUCAACUUGCAGAAGGUCAAAGUCCAAAGUUCAUGGUGUUCGCUUGUGCGGACUCCCGCGUGUGCCCCUCCGUGGUGCUGAACUUCCAGCCUGGCGAGGCCUUUACCAUCCGCAACAUCGCGAACAUGGUCCCACCCUACGACCAGACAAAGUAUGCAGGCGUCGGAUCGGCCAUCGAGUAUGCAGUCAUCCAUCUCAAGGUGGAGAACAUUGUUGUGAUCGGCCACAGCCGUUGCGGUGGGAUCAAGGGGCUGAUGUCCGUCAAAGACGAUGGAACUACCAGCACCGCCUUCAUAGAGGAUUGGGUGAAGAUCUGUCUUCCAGCGAGGGAGAAGGUGAAGGCCCAGCACGCGGGUUUGCCUUUUGAGGACCAGUGCACCCAAUGCGAAAAGGAGGCCGUGAAUGUCUCUCUUCAAAAUCUGCUGACUUAUCCCUUUGUUAAAGAAGGGUUAGAGAAGAAGACCCUGAAGUUGAUUGGAGGGCACUAUGACUUUGUCAAAGGUAGCUUUGAAACAUGGGAGGCUUAAGCUCGCAUUUGGCGGACCCCUUUAAAUGCUUUGAGGUUUUAUUAGUAAAAUAUAAUUCUAACUUGGGGUCUAUUGGUUCUAUGAUGUAUGCUUUGUCCAUGAUAUAAUAAAAAGUGUUAGUAACUACAAUGUUAUGAGGACUACCCUUUGUAAAUCGCUUAAGAACUAUUUGUGCAGAAGCAUUCAUAGAUCGUGUAACGAUGUAUGGUUGCAUAAGUUUAAUACGAGAAUUUAAGUUUACUGUGUUUGUAUUUUA